AUUCGGGGUAAGAGAAGGGGGUUGCGGCUUGCACCUUGGCAGAUGGUCUUACCCAGAGUGCAUUGUUUUCAUUUAGCCUCUCAUUUGUCUGUUGUAAUUGGAUCCCAGUGGGGGAGUCCGGAGCUGCUGCCUGCCUGCCUGCCUCCCUGUUCUGGUUUUAUUGUUACUGAGUGACAUCAGGAUUGUUUGUUACAGUAAAGCGUCUUACUGACAAUGUGGAACACAACAGCAGGGGACUUAUAGACACACCUGGAUUUGUCUUGUUUUUCCUAAAAUACGGAAAGAUCUGCAAAGCAUUUAAAAGAACAACAUACUUGUGUGAGGGAUUUGGUGCCCUGAGCUACUUUCAUGCGUCUCCCUGCCUCCGACUCCCAAACCACAAUGAACUGUGAGCAAGACCUUGUCGAAGGGGGGCUGAACGUCACCCUCACUCUGAGGCUCCUCAUGCACGGAAAGGAAGUUGGCAGUAUUAUAGGAAAGAAAGGAGAAACGGUGAAAAGAAUUAGAGAAGAGAGCAGCGCACGCGUCAACAUCUCAGAAGGGUCCUGUCCAGAAAGGAUCAUCACCAUGACAGGCACAAUGGACGCCGUGUUCAGAGCUUUCACCAUGAUCACACUCAAACUGGAGGAGGAUCUCAGCACAUUGGUUUCGAAUGGCGCAGUCACCAGUAAACCUCCAGUGACCCUGCGGCUCGUCAUCCCAGCCAGCCAGUGUGGCUCGCUCAUAGGCAAGGGAGGCUCCAAGAUCAAGGAAAUCAGGGAGAGCACCGGUGCACAAGUUCAGGUAGCAGGAGACCUACUACCCAACUCCACAGAGCGAGGUGUGACGAUAUCUGGUACGCCGGAUGCUAUCAUACUGUGUGUCAAACAGAUCUGCGCAGUCAUUCUUGAGUCUCCGCCUAAAGGUGCCACCAUUCCAUAUCGCCCCAGUCCCUCCCCAGGUUCAGUAAUUAUCUCAGGCAAUCAGGUUCUCAACGAAGCCCAUGAUUUUGGUUUUCACCCAUUCUUUUCCAUGGCUCAAGAAAGUCUGCAGCUGCAACAUCAUGCCUAUUCACUACAGAACCAAUACGGCAUUCCACAUUCAGAGUUGGUCAAGCUCCACCAGCUGUCUAUGCAGCAGGGCACCCUUGCUCCCAUGGGCCAGACGACCGCUGCUGUCCUUCCUGGAAUGGAGGCCACUUCUCAGACAACAUCCCAGGAGCUUCUCAUUCCAAAUGAUCUGAUUGGCUCCAUCAUUGGCCGGCAAGGAAGCAAAAUCAACGAGAUCAGGCAGGUGUCUGGAGCACAAAUCAAAAUCGGCAAUCAGCUGGACGGUACGAGCGAUCGUCACGUGACCAUCACCGGCUCGCCAGUCAGCAUCAACCUGGCACAGUACCUCAUCACCUCAUGUUUAGAGACCGCUAAAUCCACCGCCCAGCCCUCCUCCAUCACGACCCCCGUUGACCUCAACAUGACCUUCACCCAGCCUGCCUCCCCCACCUCCAGCUCGGCUGCAGCGCUAGCGGCAAUGAGCGGCAUGCCCCAUGGGCACAUGCUGGGGACUCCCUACGCCCUUCCCCUGUCCAGCCUCCUGGGAAUGAAAUCCGUCCCCUUCCUCACUUUGUCUGCACCCUCUGCUGCAUCCCACGGGACCUUAGCUUCCUAUACGUCCAAAAUCUCCUCCGCCAACAAUGGGAUCAAGAAGCCAGAGAGGCAGAAGUUCGCCCCCUACUGAAAGACGGAAGGAAGGACGCCCUCUUUUUUAUUUUUUUUUGCAUUUUAGAAAGCUGGAUGUUAGCUAGAACUGUCCGAGUGACUGUAGCCCUUUGUUUGUGCCCAUAUUUAGAGAUGACUUGUAUAGCUUUAAAAGGUGUAACCCCUUUCAGAAGACACUGGAAGACAUACCUGCCAACAUUGCGGCUUUGACUCACAGACUACUCUGCAGAAAUAAAAUUCCUAUUUAUUGAUUUUAAUAUAAAAAUCCCCAUUUACAGUUUGUAAAUUAUACACCAAUAGUUGAUUUUAUGUAUCUAGAUUUGCUUUUAUAAAAUAAUGACGCUUUAAAUGCUUGUAAAUGUUUGUUUGCUGUUUUUUUCUAUAUAUGAACAGUGUAAAUCUGGUCAUUUGAUCAAAAUUAUUAUCAUUUUUUUUGUUUUGUUUUUGUAAAUUAGCUACAAGUGGUUGGGGGCUUAUUGGUGAAAUGCUUUUCAAUUCCCAAAUGUUGGCAGAUAUGCAUUACAAUAAUUGAUGCUCUAUAUAUCAAGUUUUGAUACAAGACAGCUCCACAAAGCACUCUCCAAAAGGCUUUUGGCAGUUCCUAUUAUGCAGCUGUAAAAAUAUGUUAUUCGUAAUGGGGAACCUGUAAUUGAUGCAGAGUUUGUCCUAAAAAAUAAUAAUGAUAUAAAUAUGUACUUAGAGAGUUUUUUUGUUGCCACUUUCCAAGAUAUACAUUAUUGAAACUGGAUUUUAAAUGAUGUGGGUAUGGAAAAAUGAAAUGGGAAGCUUGUUCUGUAUUCCCAUAAAAUCUUGUUCCUAAAUGUUUGUGGCAAAUGGCAUCCACUAAAGAGUGUUGCGACUUUUUUUUAUUAUUCUAAUUAUUAUAGACUGGUUUGCAUGAAUAUGAGACUCGCAGGACAGGCUGUCUAUGCAAAGAUUCUGUUCAGCUGUGGUUCUGAAGUGUUGCUCAUAUCCAGAGAAGAUUACAUGAUGCUCAUUGGGUAGCAGAAUGGGCACUGGCAUUCAAGGUAGAUGCCAGCGCUGUUCCUGCUCUGUGUCUAAAGAGAGUUCAGUCCUCAGUGCUGUCACUCCAGCACCUUUCACAAGAACCGAAUUUAUUACAAAAAAAAUUCAGUAAAAUGUUUGCACUUGAAGUUUUUAUUUUUCAAUGAAGGCCAAAAAUUGUUUUACUAAUGAAUAUCUUUUCUUAUACAGUCUCUUCAUUUUAAACAUUUUGUGAACCAGGUUAUUUUAUUUAUUAUCAUUUUCUUUUGAUCAAUGGCGUUAAAUAAAUGAAUACUGUAUUAACCUGACUCGGUUUCACAAAUGUAUACAAUCCAGGAGACACAAAGCCAUCUUUUUAAUACAAACCACUUCAACUUUUUAGUGACAAACAUAGACCAACAAGAAGAAAUACAAAAAGCAGAAAAAUAUUAAUACUGCAUAUUCAAAGGUGAAAUUUUAAAAAGAAAUCAAACAAUUAAACUGAUAUUGACCUGUGGUUCCCAAACCGUGUUGUGUGAGUAAAUACUAAUUAGUUCCUGAAAAGUUAUGUAAAUGAGUCUGUACUAAUUUGCACACGCCCACACCGUUGAUCUGCUUCACUAAUGAACACAUAACCCCCUCUCAUCACAUAUACCCCUAUACCUUACAAUCCAUCUACUCCUAAUCAAGAAAUCAUUCUGAAGUACUAAUCAAUCACUGCACGUUCUCGUAAUAAUGUUACGUUCAGUAUAGAAAAUACAUGUAUGUUUCUGGUCCCAUGCCUUGCAAAAGGUUGGGAAUCGUUGAUAUAGGACCUUUACAGUUUCUUCAUUGUAUCUGUGUAGUUUCCUUUUAAAUUAACAAUUCUUUGUUGGACUGUAUGUGUUACAGUUCUGCAGCAAUAGAUAAGGCUGUUUGGAGCCUAAUCCAAAGCACACUGACGGUUCAGAUCACGACUUUGGAUCAGGUAACAAACAAUAAAAUCUUUACUUGCCAGGAUACAGAAAGUCAAAUAUGCUAGAAGGAGUGUUCCAGGUAGUCUCUAGAUAAGUCCUUAGUAAAUUCAGAACCUUGCCUGGCUGACACAACAAAUGUAAUAUAGAAACAUCCACCAAAGGCAGUUGUGUUAAAAAAACAAAACUACAAAGAUCCUUUAUGCUCCUAAUAUAACAGCAAUGGAGAGUAUUUCCAUAGGGAUUGUCUUUUUUCCUUUCUUCUUUAGUGGACUGUUGCAUAACCCAUUAACAGUCAGUGCAUUUUUCAUUAAGAAAUCAGAACUGAAACAAUGCAAGUUCCUAGUUUGAUCUUAGAUAUGGGAGGUGAGAUGGGCUGGAUUGUUGUUUGUUUAACAGUGAGCCCAGCUGCUGCGUCACAUGAACGAUCCCGUCAUUACACUGAAAGCCUCCGAGCUUUCAGUGUAAAGGGAAGAUUCACAGCAAGUUUUAAAUACAUUUUUUACAUCUGGCAAAAUACAGCAAAUACCUCAGGGCAGGUCCUGCCAUUCAUUGUUUAAAAAACAACAACAACCGUUUUUAUAUAAAGUGCUUAAGUGAUAGCUGCUGGGUGCAUUGAACAUACAAGGAGAUAAUAGUCUUUCCAGUGAAUAAAAUCCAAGAUAAAGCUAAAGAUGGUAUGCUAGCUCAGGAGACUGUAACCUCCACGUAUAGCUAUUAUAUGACAAGUGAUUUGGUCCUUCCCUGUUUAAAGGUCCUGAAUUUGAAUAAGAAAGUCAGUUAAGUGCCGCUUCUUCUGAGUAUGACUUCAACCAAAUCAGGCAUUUGCAAACAGCCUGCUAUUCUUUGACAUUUUGCUCACUCAAAAUGUACCAUUUUGCUUUGUAACAGGAUAGCUGGGUUUGGAAUUGAAUGACAGAAAUUCCACUUGUGUUUGGCAAAAUCAUAGAUCACAUUUAUCUCUUGCAAAAGUCUUGUUAAAGACAUGGCAAAACAAAUAUGGACCCGUCAGGAAUGCUGUUUCAUAUUCCAGCUGAUUUGUUUAGGAAGAUGGUGAGUAACAUACCCAGAUGGUCCUCAGUCGGUCAUAAAUCAGCAUCUUUGUAAAUUAAAUAUAGGGGGCCAUAUUUGUACUACCCCAACACCCAAGCAAGCCAACAAAAAGCAAUUUCAGCUUCACCCAAAUUAAUUGUCGGGUUUCAUUAGCUAACCGUAUCUGGUCAUUUCGAUCACUGCUGACCUUUCUAGAAAAAAAGACAACAAACAACCCCUAAUAUUUACGGAACGGGGUAGGCUUUACAUAUUAAACUCUCAAGGAUUAAUGGCUUUGGGUGCCUCAUACCUGAGCUAGGCCCUUCUGGGAUUUACACAGCCGUUCUUGUUUCUUGUUUUCAUAUUUCAUGGAGCUCCAGGUCACAAAUAGGCCAUUUUAACCAGUUAGGAGAGCUCUGCAAAGACAGGAGCUUCUCUUACAAUAACAAGUGACAUUGGCCAAUAGGAACCACAAAACAACUCCAAACAUACAGUACUAUUCAUAAAUAUUCAAAGACCUAAAUACUACAUUAAAUAAUUACUUUUUGCUUAUUUCUGUUAUGAAUUACAUUCUCAAAAAUCAUUUCUGAAGACUCCUUUUACAGUAUUUGAUAUGGUCAUGAAAUAAAAAUAACAGAAAAUCAGCAUUGCUCCAGAGUAAGAGUACACGCAAAAGUGCACUGUACUAAAUAAACCAGAACCACUUAUAUUAAAGACAAGCCAAGGAUGUUCUGCUUCAGAAAAGGGUUUCUGUGUGUUAAAAGGAAGCUUUACAAAAGGAAGAUAAGUUUAUAACUGGGAUAAUCAAACUAUUGCAAUAAUCACACUUCAGAACGAGAAGCAGCCUUUAUGGAAUGUACCCUUUUUUCAUUUUUUAAAAGAACAAUUCUAUUUGUAUUCAACAACACUUGUAAAUGUUGUAUAUAAUGCAUGUAUUUGUUUUUACAUAAACAAUGCUAAUAAAUAACUUAAAAUCGUCUAUUA
Molecule: messenger RNA, 5647 nt
Organism: Acipenser ruthenus (sterlet)
Lineage: Eukaryota; Metazoa; Chordata; Actinopteri; Acipenseriformes; Acipenseridae
Product: poly(rC)-binding protein 4-like
Exons: 14
Coding region: 349-1713 (454 amino acids)
Biological process (GO): negative regulation of mRNA splicing, via spliceosome
Cellular component (GO): cytoplasm; nucleus
Molecular function (GO): mRNA binding
Source: RefSeq, a predicted model, not a curated record